GAGUUAUUCAUGACUGGCCAGGUGAGUUGACUCAUGUCAUCGUCACCGUCCAAGCCAAAAUGUGGGAGAGUUCCGACUGGAUGCUAAUUCAGUCCCGACGUCGAGUUUUACCGGGCACCUCGGUAAAACUUGGAUUGGGCCUAACCGCUUUGAACGCCGUUCUUUGGCUGGUCGCCAUGAUUUUACAGUAGGCCUUCCUGCUUAAUAAUAUCGAUUACUACAUUGCGCCGUCGUCCUACAUACUCGUCGGUAUCUGCCUGGGCUGGUCCGCCACAAUUUUGUUUAUUACGGCUGGCUCGUUGUACGGUUUAAUACGCAAUACAGAAAAUGACGUGAAAUCCUACCUGACAUUGACGACUAGCACGGCGGUUUUCUCGCUCUUUAUCUUCCUUUCAUUCUUAAUCACGCUAUGUCUCGAUACAGCAACCGAAUCCUGGUUAACACCGGGCGGUUUCUCAAUUUUCACCGGCCUCUACGUUUUCGGCGAGAGUUACAUUAUUGUUUGGUAUUUCUCUAGUCAGUGGAGAGCUUUCAAAAAAGAAAUGGAAGAAGAGCGAACGGAUCGGAUCCAACAACGAGUGCGAGAACAACAACAACAUCACUUGGCCGUUUUGACGAAUUCCGUCCAGCAGGCGCCACCUAACGAAUAUCAGGUGGAACAGGUGAUGGAGACAUUCGAGAGCGAGGAGAUGGAGCGAAAGAGAAACGAAGUUGAAGAGGCAAGCGAUUCAGGCAGCGACCGCUUGUCUUAUUAUCCGCCCGUGUUUGUUUGAAACUAUUGCCCAAUACAAAAACUUUUUUUUUUCUUCAAUCCGCUUAUCGUCUUAUCAGUGAGCUCAUCAUGUCACCUGCAUUAUCUUGAUUGAAAAAUCUAAAGCGAAAAACCCUUAGAACCAGCAACCAAAGGAAAAGCGACAAAAAGUCACGGACUAAAGUCAACCGGAUAGGAGUUGGAACACUGUCAAACUCGCUCCGGGAUGAGUUAGCAGUGCGUCGUGAUUGUAACCUGCCCGAUUCAGGAGCAGGUUGUCAUCAGAGAAAUGACUGCCAAUCUCCAUCAAUCCACUAUUCAGCAAAGCAGAGAUUCAGCUCGUUCGGUUGUCUUUCGACCGCGACACAAAGUUAUGGUCAGUGUCUUUUCCUAUUCACUCAUCUUCCUGUUCAUCCUAGGCGUCGGAUUUCAGGUCUGCGCAAUUUUAGUGAAUGCGAACUACAGCCAAACCGGAGCCGGGAUAUGGUGCGGUAUCCUUUACGUCGCUACAGGCGUCAUGGGUCUGCUAGCCGUCCGUAGAGAGGAUAAGCCCAUGACAAUUGCAUUGUUAUGCAUGGCUGUAGGGUCCGUUUUCACUUCCAUCGCUCUCAUACUGUUAGCAUUACUUUCUCUCACUAGUACAUAUCAAGGAGCAUUUCCUUCGUUAUGCACUGCAUCAAAUAUUAUUCUAACUGUGGUGGGAUUCAUUGGAUUUUUCAUCUCAAUCGUCCUAUUGACAAUUGCUGCCAUCACUUCGUCAUCUAGUAAACGGUCCCAGAGCGCUUCCACCGAAAUGGAAGUAGUCAAGCAGGAUUUCAAAGAGGAUUUCAAGCAGGAUUCGAUAGAUACUAUUAGUUUGCAUCAAGAGUCUAUCGCUCCAUCCGAAGUGGAGGCAACUAUAUCUCCUCCAGCAGCUGCUGAAUCCAAUGGUUCAACUGGCUCGGACGGUAUCUAUGAGUCGUUAAAAUCCCAACAGGACAGUGUGGCUGAAAGUGCCACUUUAGACUCGUCUACGAUCAUAGCUCAGAUUAUGGAACCUAUCUACGCCAUUCCGAUGAAGAAGAAAUCGAAUUCCAGCACGACACUCGCAUCCGCUGGCGAUUUCGACAUAGAAGUCGAUAAUCGCCGCGAUAGCGAAGUCAACGAAAACAAAGUGGCUUCAACUAAGUGGUUCCAUAGGGAAGCAGUGGACGAGCCUGUAAGUUCAGACGUCGAUGAUGACCAACAUUCAAGAAAUAUUGAACUGCCCAAAGAGGACGUUGUUGUUCACGCUCCGCCAAACUGAUACUCGCACCAAAGAAUUUCGAAAAGCAAUAUUGUUAACCCUCGGGUGAAUUGUUAAUAAUAGACCAACUAAUUAUUUUUGAAAUUAGAACGACUGAGACAUAGAAUAAAUAAAUAAAUAAAUAAAAA
Molecule: messenger RNA, 2164 nt
Organism: Daphnia pulicaria
Lineage: Eukaryota; Metazoa; Arthropoda; Branchiopoda; Diplostraca; Daphniidae
Exons: 9
Coding region: 1041-2036 (331 amino acids)
Cellular component (GO): membrane
Source: RefSeq, a predicted model, not a curated record